CGUAAUUGAGGGAACGAAGUAGAGAAAAAGUUGAAAUGUCCGUCUUCUCUCAGAAUGCGCUUAUGUCAAGCGAUUUCAACUUGAUAAAGCGUUUAUGUGUGCCAAUCAAUAGUUAAUACAUUUGACGGUUCCAAGAGAAUUCUUAAUGAACAUGACCGAUGAUCCAAAUCACGAUAUGGUGCCUGUAAAAGAAGGUUCCUACGCGGACAUAUGUGCCAGUGCUAUAGAUCCUAGAGAACGUCACCUAGUUUGCAAACUCGAUCGCUAUGAGUUGGAAGACAAAUAUCUGCGAUUGCUCGACGAGGCCAGCAAUCUGAAGAAACUGUCGAAUUGUCAGGAAGACAAAAUCAAACGGCUCGGCACGAAGCUGCUCAGACUGGCCGGUACUCCAAGAUCAUGUGGAUUGGCGUUAGAUAUCGAAGAUAAAAACCGAACGGCGUCACUCGAAUACGAAAAUAUCAAGUUGAAAGAAAAGAUUGCUGUGAUGAGAAAUCAGUUGUUGAGUCACACAAUGAGCAGCAGAUCGACAUCACGCAGCCGCACCAGGCCGACGUCUUCCGGACUCGUAACGUGCCGAAGCGAGAACAACCGCACGAGAGUACCGUCUUGUCAGUGUAUCGUCGGAAGAGGAGGAGGAGGAGACGAUGACAAUUACCUCGUUAAAAUCGAGAAACUGGAGGCGCAGAAGAAAGACAUGACGUAUCGUAUAGCAGAGUUGGAGAAGGAGCUGGCGCUUGUGACUAGUAGUCAAAAAGAGAAAAUAGCGGAGAAUCUGGAAUACAUACGAGUGUGGCGACAGAUGAAGCAGCUGAAUGAUAAACUAAUUACGGCGCAGGAAAAGAACGUCGCGUUGACUACUGAAAUUAACGGACUGAGACUCACUCUCGAGCAAACGACAAAGAACAAUCAAGAAAUCGUGGCCGUUCUCACGUCGGAAAGAACGCGUUUAGCCGAGAUCGACGAACAGAUGUUGAAGGCGAGAGACUCACAGUUCACGUUACGCGAGAAGGAUGAGCAGAUACGAGAUCUCAUGAGCGAAAUUAAAAUUCUUCAGCAACAUAAUAAUGAGCUUAUUAUGCUCACUUCAAAAUACAGCCAAGUUGAGAUGGAGAACGGCGAAUUGAAAAAGAAGCUUUCGGAACACGCUCAGGAGCAACAGACCUUGAAAAGUGCAUUCAACAACGAACAAGCUAAUAUUGUAGCGUUAAAAACUACCAAUGAGCAAUUACUCGCGAAACUUCAACAAUUGCAGGCGAACAUAGAUACCUUGAAAGUACAAUUAGCGGACGAUGCUAAAAUGACGAUCUCGAACGUGUGUGCGAGGUUAGAGAAUUUCGACAAGCAGCCCGUUACGUCGCAAGAGCAGUGCAAGAAAUGUUGCGAGAUGUUGGACAAAAUCACGCAACUGGAAAAAUGCGUCAGCAACACUCGAGAAAAUUGGCAACCGAUCAACAAGUCGGUGCAAACGAGAAUUGUUGUUACCAAGAAUCAAGAUACUAUGACGACCCCGAACAAUGAGAUAGCAUCGUUGCAAUCAUCGCCAUUAAAGGAAUUGAAGAAUCAAGAAACGAACAGCACCAGAGUCUUAUCGCGGGAAAAAAUACUGAAGCUGUUGGAUCAGGCACAGAUCAAUACGCCUUUGGACACCUCGAUGAUCGCCUCGAAGGAAGAUUAUGCGAGUAUCUUGAACGUAGCUCAGAGGCAUAGCAAUAAAGAAGUAUCUUUUCGAGAUGGAUCAGAUCUUGUACAGGAAGUUUCACAGAAAAUCGCAAAUUUGGAAAAUUCCAGUGUGACGUUAGUUCAAAUCUUUCUGAUUCUAUUUGAUGUUUUGCAAGAAUGCUUAUCAAGUUAUCAAGACCCUGUCAAGACUCCGGUUACUGAUGUUAACAACAAUAUUAUCUCUUCGAUAAAUACUUCUGAUAUUAAGCAAGACAAUCUUAGCGCAAACACGACAGAAACUCUCGAAUCCGAUAUCACGAGAAAUGUGCUUCUGUCUACUGCUGUUAGAACCGACAGUUACACGAAGCUCAAGUGCGAAGAAAAAUCCACAAAUGUCUCAAUGAAAAACGCCGACGUAUCGACAAAAGUUACCUUUUCCCCUACAACUUACGAGAAAUGCAGAAAGCCGUCAUGUCUCCGCGCGGAAAAACGUUUGACGUCAUCCUUGCAAAAAGUACCUUGCAAGAUUGAAUAUUUAAAAGACGAAUUGGAAUCAUUGAUGCGUCCCACACCGUCCUCUCCUUUAUUAAUUACCGACAAACAGGGUCUCAUCGAGAUUCACAUUUCGCGACUGCAACUAUCUACAUCGGUCACGAAAAUUCCCGAGGCAGAGGACAUAUGCAACCUUCUCGUUUACAUAAGCUGGGACCUUUGGGGCGAGAAGACGGCUCACACGCCGCGAAUGAAGUGUCCCAAUCUGAACUUCAACUCGUCCUGCGUGUACCACAUAAACGAUCUCUUUUCCUUCUUCAAGAACGUGCUGUCGGAUUAUCUGAUCUUUCGGGUGAACAUCGUUCGUCGGGACAACACCAGCUGCAUGCUCGCGCGCGCGAAAGUGUCCAUCAAGGAUAUUUUGGAUUAUCCGCAGAACAAGCUGCAUUACAUCGUGCCGGUGAACGGCGUCAUUUCUUGCUUCUGCGGCAUUAACUUUGGUCAGCUAUCGCUCUGGACACGAUUGAGUUGCAACGUCGAGAUGGUGGAGGCGUUUAAGAAACAAUGCGGCAUUAUCCCGCUGCGGGACGCUCCUCCGACGGUCCCACCAGCGGAAGAGAACGCGUUUCAGACCUCGCGGCCAAAUUUUCCAGCCGCACCUCCUCAAGAAAAAGUCGCCGCCGAAGAAAUAUCGAUUUUCGAUCGGGAUGCGAAGGACAAUUUCGUAUCUGAAUAUUCGAAUGAUCGAUCAGAUGAAUAUGAAACUGAAAACUCGGACUGGGAGAAGCAUACCGAAUCGAAUAACGAAUGUUCCAACGACAUAAAUGAAUCCGAUGAAGACAGCAACAAUGAAGUGAUUACAAUAAAAAGUCCAGCUUUCGCAACAUCGCAAGAUGACGAAAGCAACAAGAAAUCGAACGCGCGAAAGGACACGCCGAGCCUGGCGGAGUUUAAGUCUCUACUCGCGAAUGACGUUUUGUUGCUCCAAGAAUCACGCAGCACAAUCCGCGACAUAAACGAGGUUUUUUCGAAGAAAAACUGGGAGAGGUACAGGCAGAGGAGUCUGCUGACUUGUGACAAUGCAAUUAGACCUAAAUCGUUAAAUGUGGACUCGCAGGAUUGCCGGCAUGACACUUCUGCUCGUGAUAAUAAAAAGGAUACGAUAACUAUAGAAAUAGUGAGUAUGCGAUUUUUGGAGAACAGUCCCGUGAUGAAGGAUGACGACAUACAGUUACUUUACGUGGAAUAUUCCUUCCUCGGGCAUUACGGCAAGAACAUGGAGACCAUCGCGGUAAAGAAGCCAAAACGCGCUAAUCGAGAGAUGAUCUACAAUUUCAGAAAAAAAUUUCGAGUAAAUGAAAGAACACAUCCCAGAGAAAGAGACAUGUUACGUGACAUGUUGACCGAAAAAAUGAGUCCGAACGUAACGUUUAUUGUUGUUUGCGAACCGAUGCCCGACGAAAACGAAACCAAAGAGUGCGAGGAAAUCGGUUACGCAACGCUUAAUUUGAAGAAGUAUAUACUCGGCGAUGAUCAACAAGAAAUAUCAUUGUCAAUUGUAAACGAUCUACGUAAACAGAUCGGCGUCUUGAAGAUCAUUGUGUGGGGUUACGAUGUAAUUCGUCAAUUUCUGUAGCCAUGUGUUAACGUGUAAGAAAAAUAAAAAGUGUGCGAGGUGAGAUAAAGUGGUGGAGAUGUGACAAAUGUUCUGUGAACGAGAAACAAGAAAAUUUAAACUUGUAGUACGUCGAAUUACAUAAAUGUAAA
Pseudomyrmex gracilis is the source of this 3918-nucleotide messenger RNA. RefSeq lists its product as uncharacterized. Gene Ontology annotation, cellular component: ciliary transition zone. Bases 146 to 3787 code for a protein of 1213 amino acids. NCBI's taxonomy places the organism in Eukaryota, Metazoa, Arthropoda, Insecta, Hymenoptera, Formicidae. The record is from RefSeq and is a predicted model, not a curated record. The transcript is spliced from 20 exons. Gene Ontology annotation, biological process: non-motile cilium assembly.